Molecule: messenger RNA, 1026 nt
Organism: Rasamsonia emersonii CBS 393.64
Lineage: Eukaryota; Fungi; Ascomycota; Eurotiomycetes; Eurotiales; Trichocomaceae
Product: Mn2+ homeostasis protein (Per1)
Exons: 4
Coding region: 1-1026 (341 amino acids)
Biological process (GO): GPI anchor biosynthetic process
Cellular component (GO): endoplasmic reticulum membrane
Molecular function (GO): hydrolase activity, acting on ester bonds
Source: RefSeq, a predicted model, not a curated record
AUGUUUGCAUCUAGGGGCAUUUCAAGGUUAUCCGGUCUUUUAAUACCAUUAAUAUUAGCAUUCUUUAUUGGAGAGUCAUUGGCUUCUCUGGGAGAUAGACUACCUGACUUCAAAGAAUGCGUUAAGGUUUGCGAGGCCGAGAACUGCCAGGACGGCAACUCUGUUCUUCUCGCUAACAAAUCCCCUCCUUUGGUAGCAAUUUACCUCCGUCUUCUGUUAUGGACUUGCCCGGCCGAAUGCGACUAUACCUGCCAGCAUGUUAUCACCGACCGCAGGGUCUCCCGUGACCCUCCUAUGCUCAACCCUGUAGUGCAGUUCCAUGGAAAGUGGCCGUUCUACAGGGUCCUCGGCAUACAGGAAGUGUUCUCUGUUCUUUUCUCUUUUUUCAACUUCCUUGCUCAUUAUUACGGCCUUGCGAAGAUUCGAGAGUCCAUCCCGCCCUCAUACUCUCUGCGGAGGUACUAUCUGGGUUUUGGAUAUUGUGGGCUGGCAAGCUGGACAUUUAGCAUGUUGUUCCACACGAGGGAUUUUCCUUUGACCGAGAAACUGGAUUAUUUUGCGGCGGGUGCGAGUGUCCUCUACGGUCUUUUUCUGGCAGUCAUCCGGAUCUUCCGGCUUGACAAACAGCAUCCACGGUACAAACCAACUCUCCGUCGUUUCUGGACGACACUCUGUAUCGGUCUGUAUGUCGCCCACGUCUCCUACCUCAGUUUCUGGUCGUGGGACUAUACCUACAACAUGGCUGCCAACGUCGUCGUGGGCGUCAUUCAAAAUCUACUCUGGACCUGGUUCAGUGUAGCCAGAUACACAAAGUACUCUCAGUCAUGGACCGCCUGGCCUGGAAUGAUCGUCGCUUGGAUCAUGCUGGCAAUGAGUCUUGAACUGUUGGAUUUCCCUCCUUGGUGGAGACUGAUUGAUGCACACAGUCUUUGGCAUCUCGGGACAGUUGUGCCGACAGCGUGGUGGUACUCGUUCCUCGUCAAAGAUGCACAGGACGAUAUCACGGCAGAAAGAUUGAAAGCUUGA